This is a messenger RNA of Myripristis murdjan (pinecone soldierfish), 3977 nucleotides long. RefSeq lists its product as uncharacterized. The coding region runs from base 837 to 3944 and encodes 1035 amino acids. The record is from RefSeq and is a predicted model, not a curated record. The transcript has 20 exons. Gene Ontology annotation, molecular function: protein binding; calcium ion binding. Lineage: Eukaryota; Metazoa; Chordata; Actinopteri; Holocentriformes; Holocentridae.
GGGCCUUAUCCACAGUAACCCCCUUGAUCACGCCAUCCUUGGUCAGCACCACAGGGCUCGGGUCGGGGGUCCUGUUUGCACCCUGACCGGCCGUCUUGUCCUUGGUUUCCUGGGUGGGGGAGAGCACCUCUGGGUGUCCCCGCUCCUUCCGGGAGUUUACCUCAAAGUCUCGGUCGAUGAUGAACGGCUCGUCUCUCACCAGCAGCCCCGGGGAGAGUCUUCUCAGGAAGCUGACAAGGUCGAUGUCAUCAUCAUUUUUCGUCGCCUCUCCAGAGGACAAAGCCACACUCAGCGAGCACAGCAGCAGCGCACGCAGCCAGCUCUCCAUACCGAGGCAGAAAACACUCAGAGUUCCCCCGGAGCCACACAGAAAAGCUGCAGUCCCCCCUUAAGCCCGAAGCCUCAAGCUUUCUCUGUGUGCUCUUGUGACUCCAAUUUGGCCAACGCUGGCGUCCAGAGUCACCAGACAAAAGCUGCCUUGUGUGCGGCCUGUGGGGCUGGGAGCCGUCCAGCAGCCAGACUCAUGACAGCUGGUUGUGGCCCCUGUGAUGGCGGCCCACUAAUAGAGGACAAGUCGCCUUUCCUUUGCCUAAUUGAAUCAUGGAUGUACCCGAGUCACACACGUCCACGUUUGGCUGCAGCACCGGCAUUCUUUUCAUCCGGCGUUUGCUUUCAAGAGGGGACGGUUCAUAUUCAAGUCAGCGGUCAUCAUUUUGACAAAUUUUACCGAGUAAAUUCCAGCUGAGUCGAGUGUGAUGCCGCGUGCAGCGCACACCUGUCCCUCAUAAUGAGUCUGUCACAGCCAGCCCGUCCUCGGCUUUAGUAAACACACAACCAUGAUUCCCAUUGCUGAGAUUAAAAAGAAAAUGAGCUGCGUUGCCUUUUCCUUCAUCUUCUUCAUCCUCGUGCCCUGCUCCUUACCUCCCGGAAGUUGCGAUGAUUUUUCCUUCUCCAUAUGUUGGAUGACCAGAGGCGACACUUUUGAAAGGGCGGAUGGAAACAUUUGGCUGAACGACGUCGCGCUGAAAGCGGUCAGGAGUUUGGCUGAAUUCACCUCCUUGACUGUGUCUCCGACUGUGGAGAACAAACUCUCACUGCAGUAUGAAGGCUCGGUCCACAAAUGGGCUUUCUCUAUUACCCCGAGUGCAAGCUCCAUUGAAGUCAGAGGCCUGCAGAAGCCACAAGAGCAUCCGUCCAGUGCCACUCGGGAAACCCUGCAGCAGCUGAGUGCCACCGAGGUGUUUGCGUGUGAAAACGGCACGUUAUUCUUCCACCAGGAUGAAAACUUCAUCCUAGCCAUUGGCCACACGCUGCGUCUCCCCGUCGGCCUGGAGUCCAGGGGUCCCUCGAUGCUGCUGGUCUCCUGGAUGGAGAGCCGUCCGGCCGCUGCAGAUGCCGGCGACACACACUCCGUGUCCCUCUACCUCACUGAGCUGGGCGCCUACACCGCCGUCAGCAGGAACGCCACCGCCCUCGACCACUACCUCUUCAGCGGCCUUGGGUCCUGCAGCCCCUACCUGGCCUGUGUGGAGCUGGCAGGCACCCAGUCGCUCACCUGCCUCUCCACCGUCACAGACCCGGACGAGCCGGGACUCUUCCAGGUGACGUCGUGGAACAGCAGCAGCAUCACGGUGGCCUGGGACUCGCCCGACAGCCGCCAGUUCUCCGUCUUCCUCCUCACCGCCUUCUACCUCGACGGCACCGACCACGUCACCCAGGAGCUCCCGUUCUGGCAGCGGGGCGACAGGUCGGCGUUCACCCUGUCUGACCUGGCGCCCUGCAGCAGAGUGAAGCUCGGCCUGCAGACGGUGUGCCAGGCAGGGCCGGAGACCCGCCACAGCAAGAUGGUGCUGAUCGACGGAAACUCCGAGCACUCCAACAUCGACGGCCUGCGACAGACGUCGUCCGGCCCCGACAGCUACACGCUGAGCUGGGAUGGGAGGAACACCUCGUCCAUCUCCAUGUUCAGAGUCUACCACGAGGGGGCGCUGCAGGCCUCCACACUCAUCACCAACCACACGGUGGGGGGGCUGCAGCCGUGUCAGCCGUACCUGGCCAGGGUGGAGGCGCUGUGCGGAGAGGGCGUCGUCAUGAGCACCAAGACGGUCGCCGCACACACAGGACCUCGAGGUGUGUCCGACCUCACUUAUCGCCCCAACAACUCCACCGCCAUGUGGACCCCCGGCACCCCUCACCGGGCCACCGUCACCUUCCUGUACAACCUCACUUUGGAGAACGGGACCGCCGUCCGGAGCAGCCGCGUGUCCGAGCCCGAGCUGCGUCUGCCGGGCUUGGCGGACGGAGAGACCUACCUCCUCGACGUGCGGGAGGAGUGUGGCGGCCGGUGGAAGUCGAGCCCCUCCCUGCUGAGUUUUGACGCCGUUGAUGUGACCUCAGAGCGCCUCGUGCUGCCGGUCGGACCCGACAGUGACCUGGAGCUGCAGUCUGACUUCAGCCCGGACUUGGUGAUGGUCGUGCCGUGGCUGUUCACCGGCGAGCUGCAGGACACCACGUCAGAGCCCAGAGUCCAGAUGGAGAAGGUUAUCAAAAAUAAGGUGCAGCAGAUGUUGGGAGGUUUCCACCGAGCAGCCCGGGUUCAGCUCGGCGCCGUUCAGCCUUUAGACGAAGACGGAAGAACCCAAAUUGUCCUGAAGUCUUUUGAUGCCUCCGUGACGGACGCGGACGUGCCGCUUCCUGUCGCAGAUCAGCUGGACCACAUUCAGUCGCUGCAGCUGCCCAACAUCACCGUCUCACACGGGGUCGUCUCCUGGGACGGUCCAGAUGAGUGUGCUUCCUCCAAGCAGAGUGUGUGUCCCUCUGAUUCUCUGUGCAUCAACACUCUGGGCUCCUACAUGUGUGUGUGUCGCCAUGGUUACUACGAUGUGGCGUCCGCCAUCGUGCCGUCUGUCGCCUCACCUCCAGUCUGCAGCAAGAAAGGGCUUUUCAGCCGCUGUCAGGACAAGAUGAUCUCAGGCGGCGUAGCAAAGGCCUACCUGGUGUCUCUCUUGGGGGGGAAGGUGGACGUCGAGCUGAAUGACGGGCGCUGCGUCGUGAACGAGAGCGAGACCUCCUACUACUUCAACACCUCGCGCAAAACCUCCGAGUGUGGAACCAGGAGGCUGGUGAACAAAACACACAUUGAGUACCAAAACACUCUGAGUGUGACCUUGAGCAAAGAGCACGUCAUCUCCCGCCGGGACCUGCAGGUCGUCUGGAAGUGCGUCUACCCGCGAAACUACGUCCGCAACGCUCAAGUCAGUGUGGAUUUGGAGUGGAUCUCCUCUCUCUCCCUGGUGGAGUUCAACUCGUCCCUGGAGCUCGGCCCGGCCUUGGCCCUGUACAGCGACGAGUCCUACACCCACAGCUACCGGGACGCCGUGGCCUUGGCCCUCGAGGACACGCUGUUCUUCCAGGUGGCUCUGCGGGCCAACAGCUCCUUUAUCGCAGACGUUGUCCUGCAGGUGGCGUCGUGCUGGGCCACAGAGAGCCCCGACCCACAGGACCGAGUCCAGGGCCUGUUCCUCCAGGACGGCUGCCCUCUUGACGACACCUUCCAGUGGCGCUCGGCGAACGGCGCGAGACAGGAAAGCAGAUUCUCCAUUCGGAUGUUCACCAUGCCCAAAGGCCUACCCCUCUACUUCCACUGCCUGGCCCAGAUAUGCGGGCACGCCGAGGACUGCACCACGAACUGCAGCAGCCGGCAGCUCAGCAGGCGGUCGCUGAGCAAACGGGACGUUCAUGGUAAACGAGCCGUCGUCGUGUCCGCCGGACCGCUGCUGGUCGCCGGGGAGGCCGAGUCGGGAGUCUGGCCGUCCGACUGGACUGAUCACAUGACCAUGAUCUCCGUGGUGGCUGGAUCAAUAGGCGUUUUGGCGAUCACGCUGCUCGGCGUGAGCGCAACGAAAGCCAUCAUGAGCUACUACGAGCAGCUACGGCUGCAAUAAAACGCUCGAUACACCACCUCUGUCUGCAGCGAG